Sclerotinia borealis F-4128 is the source of this 2274-nucleotide messenger RNA. Lineage: Eukaryota; Fungi; Ascomycota; Leotiomycetes; Helotiales; Sclerotiniaceae. The record is from the annotation of a GenBank genome assembly.
AUGGCAGAUGGUUACAGAUUUUCACAGCAGAACGCUGGGAACUAUUAUUAUCCUCAGAAUACACACCACCAAAGACAUCUGAUCCGCACUGGGACACCUCCAAAUAACAUUCGAUCCGCCUUUAACACCAAUACUCCCUCGCCAACUCGAACUCCCGAUCCCCAAUCUCCCGCCCACGGUCUUUACGGUAUGUUCAACCACCAGCAAGGACAACAUGGCCGCGUCAAUGGCGCAGGACGGGGUGCCAUGAUGCCCUAUCCUCACUUUCCCACACAUCAGCCUCAGCAUACCCAACACCACGCCAACAUCCAACAAGACCACAAUGCACAUAUUUCCAACGGAGUUAACCAUCAUGCGAACUUUCCCUCUGUUGGCAUGCAAAACUCGACAUCCACUUUCACGCCAAACCUGCAAAACGGGCACGCGACAAGUACACAUGGUAGUCAGGCUCCAGUAAUGAACGAGCAUUGGCAGAAACAAUUAGAAUUGUAUCAAGAAUCAAAGAAAGCAAAACUCCACGCCCCGCAUCAUUUUGCUAGAACCAAAGCCACUCAGAAUACUGUUGACAAGCCUACAACAACGACAUUAACUGAGGAAGAACCAGAGAACGCGAGUCGAAACAGACCUUCGAACACCGACAGUUCUAUCAAGCGUCAAGACUGGCACAAUAUGGAUAUGAGUGGUCUUGGGCUUCGAGCAUUAUCAGUCGAAGUAUUCCAGUAUACAUUCCUUCAUGAGUUAUACGUGGCAUCCAACGCCCUAACUUCUUUACCUGCGUCCAUUGGUCAACUGCGACACCUGCGUCAUUUAGAUGCCUCGGGCAAUUCAUUGCAAACACUCCCACCCGAAUUAGGCAUGUGUGUAUAUCUGAAGAAUUUACUGCUGUUCGAUAAUCAGCUUACGUCAUUACCGCAAUCUUUUGGAUCACUCUAUCAAUUAGAGAUGCUAGGCAUCGAAGGAAACAAGCAAAUGGACCCUGCCAUCAAGAGUGAAAUCAUGGAGAAGGGCACCAAGGCUCUCAUACAUACCUUGAAAGAAGAAGCUCCAGUACCUCUUCCUCCUUGUCCUAGAGAAAUGAUCGAUCUACUCAAUGGUUCAACUGUUGCACCAGACGUGGAGCGUUUCACUGUGUUCUCUUAUAACAUUUUGUGUGAUAAUUACGUGGGUCCCGGCCAAUACGGCUAUGUCCCAUCUAAGGCAUUAGACUGGGAGCAUCGGCGGCACGAAAUUCUGAGCGAAAUCGAAGCCCGGGAUUCAGAUUUCGUGUGCCUUCAAGAAGUGGAUGCUGAAAAUUUCCGAGAAUUCUUCAGUGUGAAGCUUGCAUACAAAGACUACAAAGGUGUAUGGUGGCCGAAGUCACGAGCCAAGACCAUGUCCGAGUCAGCUGCAAAGGCUGUCGAUGGCUGCGCAACUUUCUAUAAAAACAACAAAUACAUUCUCCUUGACAAGCAACUUAUCGAUUUUGCCAACAUCGCAAUUAAUAGACCAGAUAUGAAAAAUCAACAUGACAUCUUCAAUCGUGUCAUGCCUAGGGAUCACAUUGCAGUGCUGGCUUUCUUCGAAAACCGCUUAACUGGAUCACGCGUUAUUGUUGCCAAUGCACACAUAUUCUGGGAUCCAGCGUAUGCUGAUGUUAAACUGAUCCAAAUCGCAAUAUUGAUGGAGAGCAUCAGCAAAUUCGCCGAGAAAUAUCAACGAUUUCCCGCUUGCAAAGACAAAAAAGCAUAUACCAUCACGGAUGAUUCAGAUCCAGAGGCCCCUGUGGCAGUCGCUCCAGAACCCGCUCCAUCCAUGGAAUAUACGAAUAAGACCCAAAUACCACUAAUAGUAUGUGGAGAUUUGAACUCUACUGCAGACUCCAGUGUGUACGAAUUAUUGGCUACUGGACGAGUAGCUCCGGAUCAUCCAGACCUUGGCAGCUAUCAAUAUGGAAAUUUCACGAGAGAUGGAAUUGAGCACCCUUUCUCCCUUCGAUCCGCCUACACAAACCUAGCCGAUGGUCCACAGGAAUUGACAUGGACCAAUUACACACCCGGAUUCACCGAUCACAUUGAUCACAUCUGGUACUCAACCAAUGCUCUCGAGAACACGGAUUUAUUAGGACCUGUAGACGAAGAAUACAUGAGAACAGUGCCCGGCUUGCCACACUACCAUUUCCCCAGUGAUCACUUAGCACUCCUAGCUCGAUUCAAUGUCAAGAUGCCAAAAGCCAAGAAAGCCCAUACAGAACCCGAUUUUGGUCCGUCGAGCCACCAUGAUCGACGAAGAGAUUAA